CCGAUGAGGACCGAGUCGAGGUUUGGUAACCAAGUCACACUAUAAAACAUUGCACUCUUCUCAUCUGGAAACUUAGGGUUUGUAACUCUUCGCUUAUCGCCGCUAAGCUCUCUCGUCACCUUCAAACCGUCGUUUCUACAGGAUGGAUUCUCAGAUUAAGCACGCAGUGGUGGUGAAAGUGAUGGGCCGUACUGGGUCCAGGGGUCAGGUGACUCAGGUUCGAGUCAAGUUCACAGACUCUGAUCGUUACAUUAUGAGAAACGUCAAGGGGCCCGUGAGAGAAGGCGACAUCCUCACCUUGCUCGAGUCUGAGAGAGAAGCCAGGAGACUUCGUUGAUUGGCCUUUUUUCUACUGCUAAGUGGAAACAAGAAAACAGAACAAUGUCUUACUUGUUUCUCUUUUUGGUUUCUGAGACCGGUUUAGUUUGGUUUGUUGCUUUAAGACAGUUGCUGGAUUGAUAUGGUUAUUUGGUAUUCAAAGCCUCUUAUUUA
This is a messenger RNA of Raphanus sativus (radish), 492 nucleotides long. Its product is annotated as 40S ribosomal protein S28-1. Gene Ontology annotation, cellular component: cytosolic small ribosomal subunit; ribosome. Bases 143 to 337 code for a protein of 64 amino acids. Lineage: Eukaryota; Viridiplantae; Streptophyta; Magnoliopsida; Brassicales; Brassicaceae. Gene Ontology annotation, molecular function: structural constituent of ribosome. Gene Ontology annotation, biological process: maturation of SSU-rRNA; ribosomal small subunit assembly; translation. The transcript is spliced from 2 exons. The record is from RefSeq and is a predicted model, not a curated record.